Messenger RNA from Athalia rosae (coleseed sawfly), 1972 nucleotides. RefSeq names its product tax1-binding protein 1 homolog B-like. NCBI's taxonomy places the organism in Eukaryota, Metazoa, Arthropoda, Insecta, Hymenoptera, Athaliidae. The coding region runs from base 317 to 1240 and encodes 307 amino acids. The transcript is spliced from 6 exons. The record is from RefSeq and is a predicted model, not a curated record.
GAACAGUUGAGGUUGAACUUGCUUGCAACGUUAUUCCUACACAGUACACCGUGGAGACGGUUAGGUCUAUUUUAUGAUACCAGAUAAUGUUGAGUUAAAGCUUCCGAAUCUUUGAACUUGAAAGAAUAAAUAAUAGCUGUGGAUGUGGUUAAACGACGCUUUCGUGUUCUAACUCUAAUUAUUCCUGUCUAUGUAUUCGCGCUGAAAGCAUAAGCGUAAAUAAAACUUGUCGUUGUCCGAUGACGACAUAAAUAUUAUCAUUAUUGAUAAACCGAACUGUCAGCGAUUUUUCGUUCCUUUUAUUAAUUAAAAAGUGAUGGGAAUCGACGGUAUGAGGGUUGGCGGUGGUCGCUGCCCUCCACUUAUCGUUGGGGGACUUCUUUUGGCAUGUUUUUUACUAGUUUGCAACUGGUGGAGCUUGUCUACUGAGAACACUGAACUUUUAAGACAAAUCGACGAACUCAGCCAGCAUCUCAAAAUAAGUGCAGAGGAGAGAGACCAAUGCGUAACUCUACGAAGUAAACUUGAGCAGCGUUAUAAGAAAACUGAAGAUGAUGUUGCUAGGCUACAUGUGCAGCUUGAAGAAGAAAAGGAAUCACAGAAAACUAAGGAAGAAGCUGUUACAAUGUGCAGAAGUGAACUUGACUCACUAAAUAAACUUGAUGUCACAAGAACUGCAACUUUAGAUACUCUGCGGUUAGAGAAAGAAACGAUUAAUGGACAGCUGGAGGAGAAGAAGGAAGAGAACAAGAGACUACAGAGAGAAUUAGAAAAAGUACAAGAAGAACUUAACCAGCUCAAACUUACCAUCAAUGCACCUGGAAGUAACCACAAGGCUUCGCCAGCUGAAGCACUACCAGUAGUUGUGCCGAGAACCGUGAAUCAGACAGAUCCGCAAUUGGCUCCAGUUCCUGUGUCGGCGGUCAAGGUAUCAGCGUUGGGUCAGCAAGGCUUGAGGUUCCACGGUAUUCCGAUUCUUCCUCUAGAUCCACCAGACGCCGAGCAUUUACUUCCUGCGCUCUCAGUAACUAUGUUAGAAGACGACGCAGUGGUGGAUAAUGGAACAGUGCCUGGUGGCGAUCAAGAGACACAGAAUGCAUUAGAUGCGGCUCCCAACAAUGAUAAUAACGAUGGAAUCGGUGGAGAAAUCUCUGACAAUCCUGAAGACGAAGAAGUAGCAGCUCAAGAUGGCAUCAAAAACCAGGGAAUGAAGUCACCCACAGAUACAGAGCGAAUAUAAUGAAGAAAUCUGUCUUCAUGGGAUUAGGUACUUCUUCAAUCAAUGGUAGCCAUAUUAUAGUAUGUAUCUAUAAUACUUUGUGUAAUUAUGAUUCAUUUUCAAGUCGAGUUUUAAGCACAGUCACACAUCACCCUUAGAAAGUGACCAGUCUCAAUACAGGCGCCCUCAUGGCACUCCCUUAUUUGUUAAUAGAAUUAAAAGUCUAUAAUCUUGCAUCUAUCAUUCCUAAGGCUAGUUUUCCUACUGGAUGAAGAAAUCUAUUCCAAAUUAAUGUUAAUAAGGAGGUUUAAUCUGACUUAUUGUUAGUUAUUAAUUCUACGUAAGGAAUGUGAGAGUAUGGCGUAUAUGAUGUGGGAUUUAAACAAUGAAAUAUGAAUGACAAAGUCUCGAAUGAAAUUACCAUCUUUAGAAGUAUUGUUAUUUCAGAGUAAUCUACUUCAUUGGAGAUGACCAUUUUAUAUAAUGCCAUAGUAACAAUGUUGAUAUUAAUUAUGUAUUUUACCAAAUUUUCCUUUAAUCAGUUGUUCAAGUUUUUGUAUAUAUUCGAAUUAUACAUUAUACACAACGCAAGUAAUUGUGAUUAACCAUUGAGCAAUAUAAUAAUGCUACAUUCUACUCAACGAGUUUGCUAAAUAAGAAAAGAGACUAAUCAACGAAAGGAUGAAUUCUUUAAGCUGAAUAAGGAAUUAUUCAAUGUGAGAACUGGAAAAUAAAUAUCAUCUAUCAACCGGC